GGGGAUCGUUUCUCAUGCUCCGAGCCUGAUUGGACGGCGCGAACGACGCCUACUGACCAGACGCCAGUCCUGUCCUGAUCAGCAACCACGGACCGGUUUUUGUUCCCCCUCGGGUCUAUUUGGGCGCCUCACCAGCCUUCAGGUCUGCAGCCAGCAGACGUCAGAAGAGAGGACCAAGAUGGAACCACUGGUUGCUGCCAUUGACCAGGGCACGAGCUCUACGAGGUUUCUGGUGUUCAAUGCAAAAACAGCUGAAUUGAUGAGUCACCAUCAGGUAGAGAUCAGUCAGAGCUUCCCUAAGGAAGGGUGGGUGGAGGAGGACCCCAGGGAGAUCAUGCAGUCCGUCUAUGAGUGCAUAGAGAGGACCUGCCAGAAACUGUGCCAGCUCAGCAUCGACGUCUCCAACAUUAAAGCGGUAGGAGUGACCAAUCAGAGAGAGACAACCCUAGUUUGGGAUAGAGAGACGGGAGAACCCCUCUACAAUGCAGUUGUUUGGCUGGAUCUGCGCACCCAGUCAACGGUGGAGAGGCUCAUUAACAAAGCACCAGGCAGAAACAAGAACCACCUCAAGCACAAAACAGGCCUCCCAAUCAGCACCUACUUCAGCGCCGUGAAGCUGCGCUGGCUGCUGGACAAUGUGGACAAGGUGCACGAAGCUGUGCUGGCGGGCCGGGCCAUGUUCGGUACCGUGGACUCCUGGAUCAUCUGGUGUCUGACAGGGGGUAAGAACGGAGGGGUCCACAUCACUGACGUGUCCAACGCUAGUCGUACCAUGCUCUUCAACAUCCACACCAUGGACUGGGAUCCUGAAAUCUGCAGGUACUUUGAAGUCCCGAUGAACAUCCUCCCCAAAGUCAGAAGCUCCUCUGAAAUAUACGGCUGGGUGAAAUCUGGAUCACUUUCAGGGGUCCCCAUCUCAGGGUGUCUGGGGGACCAAUCAGCUGCCCUCGUUGGUCACAUGUUCUUUGAAGAGGGACAGGCCAAAAACACGUAUGGGACUGGUUGCUUCCUGCUCAGAAAUACAGGGACAAAACGUGUGAUGUCGGACCAUGGCCUGCUCACAACAGUAGCCUACAAACUGGGGAAGGAUGAACCCGCUUGCUAUGCGCUGGAGGGUUCGGUUGCCAUUGCAGGAGCAGUGGUGCGGUGGUUAAAAGACAACCUUGGCAUCGUGCAGACGUCCUCAGAGAUUGAGAAGCUGGCGGCUGCAGCAGGCACAUCCUACGGCUGCUACUUCGUGCCAGCCUUCUCAGGGCUCUACGCUCCUUACUGGGAGCCCAGUGCAAGAGGGUGUGGUUCAAACACAUCUGAAAACCAAUGCUUUAGUCACCAUUUUCUUUCUACAGCAUGUCUGGUUUCCUCUCUGUUUUCCAGCAUCAUCUGUGGACUCACACAGUUUACCAACAGGAACCAUUUGGCCUUCGCUGCCCUGGAGGCCGUCUGCUUCCAGACCAGAGAGAUCCUGGACGCCAUGAACCAGGACAGCGGCGUCCCCCUGACACAGCUGGGGGUAGACGGAGGAAUGACGGCCAACAAACUGCUAAUGCAGCUGCAGGCUGACAUCCUCUGCAUACCUGUUGUGAAACCCUGCAUGUCAGAAACCACAGCCCUGGGCGUAGCGAUGGCCGCUGGGGCUGCAGACGGGGUGAACGUGUGGAACCUGAGCCCUGGUCAGCUCCCGCAUCUUACAUCUGAGAGAUAUGAACCUCAGAUCAACCCUGAGGAGAGUGAGUUUCGCUUUGCUCGCUGGAAGAAGGCGGUCCAGAGGGCCAUGAACUGGGAGACCACCGAGGUCUGCAGCAGCAACGGUGUAGGAAAGAAGCUGAACAACGCCCACUGGAAUGUACCUCCCGUCCCUCCUCCCGUCAAAGUGGACCCCUAAGACCAGCGGCAGUAACUGGACGGGUCAGAACCAGAAGUCGGGGUAAAUGUGUGCCCAUCAGUUUCUGCCAGGCUUUCCAUCAACAGUCGGCUGGAUUUAAGAGAAACCACCUGCAGAGCUGCUUCAUUCCACACGGGAACCUUUUUCAGAUGGAAUUCGUCUGGUUUGUUUUCUGAGAAAAGGAAAAGUUAAAUCCUUAAAUUUGCCGUUGAUAGAGUAGACCAAAGAGUUGCACUACUGAGCCCACAGAUUUUUACUGAACCACUUUUUCUGAGCACCCAGUGCUGUGCUGGUCCCGAAGGACUUCAACAGGAUCUUUACUGGGGAAAACUCAAGUUGAGGAUCCAAACUGAAACCAUACACAUGCCAAGCUCUGGACACUUUAGGGAAGCAUGGUCAUUAGAGCAGUGUAGGAUUUUUAAUCACGUCAGACCAAUUAACCUUUAAUUUCCUGUAGCAACACUGGAGGUCCACAGAUCAUUUAAAGGGAAUGUGCUGAUUCAGCUCUGGAACAUGUAAUACACACAUACAUGUAAAAUAAA
Messenger RNA from Melanotaenia boesemani (Boeseman's rainbowfish), 2424 nucleotides. RefSeq names its product glycerol kinase-like. Bases 179 to 1882 code for a protein of 567 amino acids. The transcript is spliced from 19 exons. Gene Ontology annotation, cellular component: mitochondrion. Gene Ontology annotation, molecular function: glycerol kinase activity. NCBI's taxonomy places the organism in Eukaryota, Metazoa, Chordata, Actinopteri, Atheriniformes, Melanotaeniidae. Gene Ontology annotation, biological process: glycerol metabolic process; glycerol-3-phosphate biosynthetic process; triglyceride metabolic process. The record is from RefSeq and is a predicted model, not a curated record.